AUGCUGCUCACAGGUACGGUCUGCGGGGGCGUGACCGGUCUCUUUUCGUUCUCGAGCUGCUGGAGGGUCUCUGGCAUUUGCCUGGGGGAUCUGCGUCUGAUUUCCUCUACGCCGGGGGACAGCUGGGCGGACGAAGUCGUUGCGGGGGGAUUCGACAUGAGCCCAACCGAUCGGAGUUGUUGCGGUUCCGCAGGAGGCGACUUCAGCCCAAUUUCCUUCCUCUUUCCACUCUGA
Messenger RNA from Colletotrichum abscissum, 234 nucleotides. RefSeq lists its product as uncharacterized. NCBI's taxonomy places the organism in Eukaryota, Fungi, Ascomycota, Sordariomycetes, Glomerellales, Glomerellaceae. The transcript has a single exon. The coding region runs from base 1 to 234 and encodes 77 amino acids. The record is from RefSeq and is a predicted model, not a curated record.